GACUGAGUGACAGUGGAAGGAGCUGUGUCUGCAUUUAUCACUGACUGCCUGAAAUCGUGGCAAACUUGGACUUGAGACAGCGAUGAGGAAUGAGCUCUACCAAGGGGUGUACUGCAAACUCCAAUGAGACCUUGCCCUCGAUGAAAUCCACGCAGUAUGGAUCAGGAUGAAUUUCCACCCCCUCCUCCUGAAGUGCUAGAAAGUGAGCUUCCUUACGUUGAUGAAGAUCAAGAGGAAGGCGAAGUGUUUGAUUUUGACAGUGAUGAGAUACCAGAAGCAGACAGAGAGCCCAGCUCCGCCCCUAUGCCUGUCGUUAUGAAUGAGGUGGAACACUGCACCACACAAAACUCAACACAGGAUAAUGUAACUUUGGAUACAUGUAGUGAGAACCAUGGAUAUUACGAAAUAUCAGAAACGAAUACCGUGCCCCCACGUGGAAAGGAUUUAGAUGCCGACCCUAAAGCAGUGGCACAAGAAAAUGGUACUGCUGCCAAUUUGCUACAUACAUCAACACAAGCCACAGCACUUGCAAAAGUGAAUCCAUAUUCGGUUAUAGAUAUCACACCACUCCAGGAAGGCGAUCAAGUUGAAUCUUCAGGAGCAGAACAAAGCCUCCAGGACAAUAAUGCAACAGGUUAUGCACUACCCGCUGGAUAUUGUGUUCCAGUUCCCUGCGGAUAUGCUGUACCAUCCAAUGUACCAUUGUUGGUUCCGACAUAUUCAGCCCCUGUUACUUUAAUAAGAAAUGUUUCUGUCGAUGAGGAAGCACCAUUUACAAGUGAGGAUGUUGAUGCUAGAAUUAUUCAGUCAAACAGUCAGCCAGUUGGUGAAGAUUAUCUUGCUUUGGACUCAGAAGAUGCCUUUACCAAAUGGGCUUCAGACCCAGCAAAUACGGCAUGGCUGGAGGGUCAGGAUGAAGUGAUUUAUGAUGAUGUGCCAAUAGAAAAUUCUGAUGCAUCAGCAACAGAUCCAGAAGAACUAAUUUAUGAUGAUGUGGAACAUGGGGAUGAGGCUGCGACAAGUUCUUUGGAUUAUGGUUGGAGCUCCAGUGAGUUUGAGAGCUAUGAUGAGCAAAGUGAUGGCGAGUCUAAGAAUGAAAAUGGAAUUCCCAACUCAUUCCUCCAAGGCAAAUCUCACAAGAACAAGAUACAUCUUUCACAGGACCUGAGUCGUUUAAAAGAACAUUACGAGAAGAAAAUGAAAGAAUUGGCAAAUGCAGUGGGAAGUGUGGAACUUCAACAACUGAAGCAGAAACAAGAAAGGAAGAUGCAACAAUUAAUGAAAGCUGCAAAAGAAGGUACAAAAGAUGGAUUAGAAAAGACCAAAGCUGCUGUUCUUAAAAGGGGUCGUUCAUUUAUUAGACACCGAUAUCAAGAUCACAGGUUUGGGUGUCUGGAAGAGGAAGAACAGAAUCUCUUCAUUGAUGUUGACUGCAAACAUCCAGAGCCAGUAAUGACACCAAUGCCAGAGGGUUUGACACCACAGCAGGUUGUCAGACGAUAUAUUCUUGGUUCAGUUGUUGAAAGUGAGAAGUGUUAUGUGGAUGCUUUGAAGCGAAUUCUAGAACAUUAUGAGAAACCUCUUUUGGAAAUGGAUCCGAAACUAUUAAGUGAAAGGAAAUUAAAAAUAGUGUUUUAUCGAAUAAAGGAGAUUCUUCAGUGCCAUUCCUUGUUCCAGAUUGCCUUAGCUAGUCGUGUGACUGAGUGGGACGCGGUUGAAAUGAUUGGAGAUGUCUUUGUUGCCUCAUUUUCAAAGUCGAUGGUGCUUGAUGCGUAUAGUGAAUAUGUAAACAAUUUUAGCACUGCCAUGGGAAUUAUUAAGAAAGUGUGUGCCAGCAAACCUGCCUUUCUGGAAUUUUUGAAACAAUGCCAUGAGUCAAGUUCUGAUCGCAUUACAUUGUAUGGCCUAAUGAUGAAGCCAAUUCAACGUUUUCCACAGUUCAUUCUUUUGCUACAGGACAUGCUAAAGAACACUCCAAAGGGACACUCUGAUAGACUACCUCUUCAGAUGGCUCUUACUGAGCUUGAAACAUUAGCAGAGUACUUAAACGAACAGAAACGGGAAGCAGACCAGCGUUGCGAAAUGAAGCAGAUUGCAAAAGCAAUGAAUGAGCGUUACUUGAAUAAGCUUCUUCGUAGUGGAAACAGAUACCUCAUAAGGUCAGAUGACAUGGUGGAAACUGUUUACACUGAGAAAGGAGAAAUUGUGAAAACCAAAGAGCGACGUCUGUUCAUGUUAAACGAUGUUCUUAUGUGUGCUACAGUCAGCUCUCGUGUCCACCAUGACAACAGUGGUGCAAUACCGUCUGGACUGAGAUACUUGCUGAAGUGGAGUGUACCGCUUUCUCAAGUUGAUGUUGUGGAAUUUGGGAUCAGUGAGGAUCUGGCAGAGAAAAAUAGAUUUACCCCACCACAUUCUGGAGAAAAGAUUCUAAUUAGUACAAAGCCAAACAAGUUGUACAUGGGACCAGGACAACUGUAUCAAGAUUUACAAAACCUAAUGCAUGAUUUAAGUGUGAUUGGCCAGAUUACGCAGCUUGUUGGUACUUUAAAAGGAAAUUAUCAGAACUUAAAUCCAGCUGUGAGCCAGGAUUGGACAGCAGGUCUUCAGAAACUCAUAUUUAAAAAGGAAGAAGAAAUAAGAGCAGCAGAUCGUUGCAGAAUUCAACUGCAACUCCCUGGAAAACCAGACAAAUCUGGAAGGCCUUCAUUUUUUACAGCAGUGUUUAAUACAUUUACUCCAACAAGCAAACUCUCCUGGAUGAGUAGUUUACAAAUGGCCAAAUUGGCCCUUGGGGAUGAGAACCAGCUGGGUUGGUUCUGUGCAGAGGAUGAUGGGAAACAAGUAAAGCGCCAAAAGCACCCACUUCUUGUCAGGCACAUGCCUGUGAUGAUGUCAAAACUGCAGGAGUUCAAGGUAGAAUGUGCUAUUCAUAAUCCAGAACACUGUAAUGCAUCUGAUGCACCGAACUCAUUCUCUAUGGAACAUGGAUAUCUGUGGAUUGGGAGUUGUACCAAUCAAAUGGGCCAGAUCACGAUAGUCACACUACAUAAUUCCAAUCCAAAAGUAAUUGAAUGCUUCAAUGUUGAGUCCCGUAUACUGGCCAUGGCGUAUGUCCCAGAAGAUGACAAACCAGAAGAAUCUGAUGUCUUUUCUGACUCCGAAUCUAUGAGUACAAAGUCCGCUGAAACUCCAACCAUCUGUCUUGGCAUGGAAGAAGGAAGCAUUUCUGUGUACAAGAGCAGUCAGGCUUCGAAAAAAGUUCGAUUGCAGCAUUUCUUUACUCCGGAUAGAUCAACAGUGGUGAGCCUCGGGUACAAGUUACAAUGCCUCUACGCUGGACUUGUUAAUGGAAAUAUUGCUGUCUACACCAAGGCUGAAGAUGGAUCUUGGAAUGCUGAUUCGCCAAAAGUGCUGAAACUUAGUGACCUACCUGUGAAAGUCAUCCUUGUGAUGGAAGACACGCUCUGGACUGCUUCUGGUGGACAGAUUUUCAUCAUCAGCACAAAGACACAUACCGUGGAGCAACAGUUUGAGGCUCAUCAGGAAGAAGGGAUGGUCAUCUCACACAUGGCUGUGGCUGGUGUUGGAGUCUGGAUAGCCUUCCAUUCAGGUUCUGCUCUGCGCUUGUUUCACACAGAGACACUUGAGCAUCUUCAAGAUAUCAACAUUGCCACUCCUAUCCAUAACAUGAUAGCAGGACAGCAACGGGUUACUGUGACCAGUCUCCUAGUCUGUCAUGGGCUACUGUUGGUUGGAACCAACCUGGGUAUCAUUGUGGCUUUGCCAGUUCCUCGAUUGCAGGGCAUACCUAAAGUUACAGGAAGGGGAAUGGUGUCCUACCAUGCACACUGUGGUCCAGUCAGAUUUCUCACUAUGGCUACAGCCACUGCCACGAUGACGAACAAAUAUCCGUCACUUAAAAGUCUGUCACCUCCGCUGGAAGGUAAAGAUGGAGAAAAGACUGGUCAUGUUGGCUCUCAAGCGGAAUACUCGAGCUCUUCAUGUGCACCUAACAAAGACAAAGGAGUUUGGCUUGGAGAUAACUCAAUAUCUGUUGUCCAACACAGCAGUAUAUCUUCAUCUACAGGAUCUCUGACCUGUUCUCAUCAGUCCAGUUCACUGGAACAUGGCCCUGAGGACAGCACAAUCUAUGAGUUCUUGAAUGACCCUAGUCUCUCAAGUAAAGCUAAAAACAGUGACAGUGAAAGGACAAAGAAGAUGAAGAUGAGUUCUGUAUUGGUCAUGUCUGGAGGUCAGGGACAUAAACGACUGAACAAGAAGUCCAAACAGCAGCGUCAAGAUGAAACCAUUUCCACUAUCAUGAUUUGGCAAAUUCCAUUGUUAAAUUUAUGAGGAGUUAAUGGCCUUGUCCAUAUCACUUCUUUUGAUAUCUAUAAUCCUUUUUGGGAUCUUUCUUGUAAGAUAACAUAGAAAAUGCAUAAAUGUUCUUGUGUAUUUUGAACAGCAUGUAUUGUAGCAGCUUAAUACUCACAGCAUGUCAGUCUGCCAGCCCAUCAAUAUUUGCAUUGCCAAUGUUGAACAAUUUGUGAGAUCUAAAUGUGUACUUCAAAAAUAGAUUAGAUUCCUAUUCAAUAAAUAACAUGUUUCAAUAGUUUAUCAACACAAUCUUAAGGCACAUUGCUUCAAGAUUUGCUUUAAUUGGUUUGGAGAAAUUGAACUUGUAGGUAACAUAUCCAAGCUUUGCCUGCUGUGAAAACUGAGCAGAUUUCCCACUAAAUAACUUAAUUUUACCUUCUCCUUGGUUGAAAAAUACUUGUGUGUCAAUUUUUCCAACUCCAUAUUGUGGCAUGUUUUUCUCAGACAUACAUUUUCUGGAAAUCUGCCAAUGACAAAUCCCAAAACACUGCAGGAAUACAAAGGAAUGCUACCACUUUUUCAUGGGAAUUACAAAUACUACAGAUUUAUUUCAUGGAAUAAAUGAGAUUCUUGCACAAAUUAGAUUGUUGAAUAA
This is a messenger RNA of Hemiscyllium ocellatum (epaulette shark), 4975 nucleotides long. It is a transcript of the gene arhgef10, whose product is annotated as Rho guanine nucleotide exchange factor (GEF) 10. Gene Ontology annotation, cellular component: centrosome. NCBI's taxonomy places the organism in Eukaryota, Metazoa, Chordata, Chondrichthyes, Orectolobiformes, Hemiscylliidae. The record is from RefSeq and is a predicted model, not a curated record. Bases 157 to 4356 code for a protein of 1399 amino acids. Gene Ontology annotation, molecular function: protein binding; guanyl-nucleotide exchange factor activity. Gene Ontology annotation, biological process: actin cytoskeleton organization; mitotic spindle assembly; positive regulation of stress fiber assembly. The transcript is spliced from 29 exons.